CAGGCAAAAACUGAAAUAUGUACAUAAUUGUGCAUAACAAAAACUGAAAAUAUUUAAAAUCGAAGUUUCCAACAUUUAGAUAAUUAAUUUACUCUUUUUUUUGAUAGGUACUAGAUGUGUUAAGAAAAAAUUCUGUUACUUAAAGAUAAAACAAUGAAUCCUUGUAUUAUACCGACCCCUGUAGAAGAUGUUGAUGGUGAUCAAAGGUGGAUGAGUAUUCACAAUCGGUUUCUUUCUGAAACUCGUGAAAAAGAUCCUGAUGUAAUAUUUAUCGGAGACUCCAUUCUUCAAGCUCUUCAACAUACAGAUUUAUGGAAUGAAUUGUUUGCACCUUUGCACUGUUUAAAUUUUGGAAUUCACCGAGACAAAAUACAAAAUGUACUUUGGAGAAUAAAAAAUGGAGAAUUAGAUAAUGUUAAACCUAAGGUCAUUGUGCUACAUGUAGGAACAAAUAAUCAUAUUAAUACCCCCGAGCAAAUAGUUGAGGGCAUAAUUGAAACAAUUCAUGUUAUUCAAGAAAAGCAACCAGGAAUUUAUAUUGUAGUACCGACUUUACUACCAAGAGGUCAACAUCCAAACCCUUUAAGAGAUCGUAUAUCACAAGUGAAUGAACUUCUUAAAUUGAAAGUUUCAGUGUUACCAAAAGUUGAAGUAGUUUCUAUAGACAAUGGGUUUAUACAGCCCGACGGUACAAUAAGUCAUCAUGAUAUGUUUGACUAUUUAUUGCUCACUAAUGCUGGAAGCAGAAAAGCUUUCGAGCCAGUUUAUGAACUACUUUUACAAUUGUUAAAUGAAGGGGAAGUAGAGAAGGACUUAACACCUUCUGAGUAAAGAAAAUUGUAAUCUUUUAAAGCGAUCGAAUACGUUAUUAUAUGCGUUUAUCUCGAAGA
Molecule: messenger RNA, 890 nt
Organism: Agrilus planipennis (emerald ash borer)
Lineage: Eukaryota; Metazoa; Arthropoda; Insecta; Coleoptera; Buprestidae
Product: platelet-activating factor acetylhydrolase IB subunit beta homolog
Exons: 4
Coding region: 154-831 (225 amino acids)
Source: RefSeq, a predicted model, not a curated record